UGUCAGAACUUUACAGGGCGAAAAAACAAUAACAAUGGGAAGUCCGGAAUUACCCACAGAUCCUGGUCAGGACCUAUUUCCAACUCCAACGGUGGAGCAUCCGCGAGGAGGAGUGGAGAGCGAGGACGAUGAUGAUUUGGAAGUGUACGAUGGCUAUCAGCCACUCGCCCUAGAUGAGGAUAUCGAUGGUGCGGAUCCCGAGGAGGUGCCCAGGGAACCAGUGGCUCCCUCUGAGGACAACGAUGGAGACAUUGACUUAAUGACCGCGGAGGUCACUCAUGGCGACCCCAACAUGCCGCCAAUUGAGCCGGCUGAUGUGGAAAUCGAGAGGCAGGUUUGGAGUGAGCCCAGACCAAGGGAACUCCAAAUGGAUCUGGAUAAAACGCGAACAGAACAGAUCCUCAAAGCCAUGUCCACAAUAACGUUGCCCAACAUCACCGUGCCAGAUUGGGCCAAAGGAGUGCCCGAAGAGCGCUGGAAGCAUGAACUCCUGGACCGGAUCAACAACCGACACCAGCCCCCAGAACCUUCAUCGUCGUCGGCGGCGGAUCCCCAGCAUUCCAAGUCUAAGAAAGAUUAGCGUUGUAUAUGGUGUAUUUAGAAAAAAACGUUCUCCAAUAUAUAUGUAUAAUUUAGAAUGA
Molecule: messenger RNA, 641 nt
Organism: Drosophila subpulchrella
Lineage: Eukaryota; Metazoa; Arthropoda; Insecta; Diptera; Drosophilidae
Exons: 2
Coding region: 35-580 (181 amino acids)
Biological process (GO): spermatogenesis
Source: RefSeq, a predicted model, not a curated record